AUGGCGGUGGCGAUGCUGCGCGACUGGUGCCGGUGGAUGGGCGUGAGCGCGCGCAGGGGCCUGCUGGUGUUGGGCAUCCCGGAGGACUGCGAGGAGGCCGAGGUGCACGAGGCCCUGGAGGCCGCGCUGUGGCCACUGGGCCGCUUCUCCGUGCUCGGGCGGGUGUUCCGCGAGGAGGACAACGCCGCCGCGGCCCUGGUGGAGCUGGCCCAGGAGGUGGACUACGCGCUGGUGCCCCGAGAGGUCCCGGGCAGCGGGGGGCCCUGGCGCGUGGUGUGUGCGCCCCGAUGCUCGGGCGAGGAGGUUCUGGGCCGCGUGUUCCACUUCCUCGAGCAGCAGGGCCAGACGGUGGAGAGUGUGGCUGGCGCCCUGGGGCUGGGGCUGCGGCGCGUGUGCUGGCUGCGCUCGGUCAGCCAGGCGGUUCAGCCCUGGGUGGAGACCGUGCGCUACCAGCGCCUGGGCGUGUUCUCUGGGCGCGAGGAGCCGGGCCCGGGGGAGGAGCCCUUCGAGGCCUGGCUGGACCACGCCAGCGACAUGCUGCACGUGUGGCAGGCGGUCUCGGAGAGGGAACGGCGGCGGCGGAUACUCGAGGGCCUGCGCGGCACAGCCCUGCAGCUGGUGCACGGGGUCCUGGCUGAGAACCCCGCGCGCACGGCGCAGGAGUGCCUGGCCGCCCUGGUUCAGGUGUUUGGGGACACGGAUUCUGAGGCGGCCACGCGGCUGAGGUGUCUGACCGCUCAGCAGAGGCGGGGCGAGCGCCUCUCUGCCUUCGUGCUGCGGCUGGAGGUCCUGCUGCAGAAAGCCAUCGAGAAGGGGGCCCUGGCCAGAGCCUCGGCCGACCACUUGCGCCUGAGGCAGGUGCUCACCAAGGCCACCCUCGUGGAGCCGCUGGACGAAGCGCUGCGGAAGCUGAGACUGGUCGGGAGGGCCCCCAGUUUCCUGGAGAUGCUGGGGCUCGUCCGGGAAUCUGAGUCGUGGGAAACGACUCUAUUCAGGAACGAGAGGGCCCAGGCAGAAGAAGGGCCUGGGCCCGGGGGCCGGGCAGAGGCCAGAGCUAACCCUGGGGCUGAGGGUGACAAGGCGGUGGUGGUGGAGGGGGGCGGACAUGUCCCUGCCCCUGCCCCUGCCCCUGCCCCUGCCCCUGCCAGCAUAGGGCAGGCAGGGCCUGCAGAGGCCCCCGGAGCCAAUGUGGGCAGCGCCCCAACCCGGGUGGGCAGUGUUUCUGGGGCAGGCCCGGGAGCCCUAGGCUGUGGGCCGGAGGGCCCUGCCCAGGCAGGAGACCCAGAGGCCAUGGAGGCCGAGGAGCCCCCCGACGAGCGGCUCCAGCCCAUCUUGGAGGAGUCAGAAAACGAAGGCGAGGCUGGCGACAUGAGCCUGCCCGAGUCCUCCUCGUCGGACCAGUAG
Molecule: messenger RNA, 1404 nt
Organism: Loxodonta africana (African savanna elephant)
Lineage: Eukaryota; Metazoa; Chordata; Mammalia; Proboscidea; Elephantidae
Gene: PNMA6A
Product: PNMA family member 6A
Exons: 1
Coding region: 1-1404 (467 amino acids)
Source: RefSeq, a predicted model, not a curated record